Messenger RNA from Vanessa tameamea, 1651 nucleotides. RefSeq lists its product as uncharacterized. The transcript is spliced from 7 exons. The record is from RefSeq and is a predicted model, not a curated record. NCBI's taxonomy places the organism in Eukaryota, Metazoa, Arthropoda, Insecta, Lepidoptera, Nymphalidae. Bases 196 to 1125 code for a protein of 309 amino acids. Gene Ontology annotation, molecular function: protein binding.
GACAUUUAAGUAGUCUAUGACUUUUAUCAAUGGAGUGAAGACGUUUGUUGUGAGAGUUGUUUCCUAUUAUUUCGCCUUCCGUCGUUUUAAUUCCGUGUAAUGUAAAUAAACUAGUUAGAAAAAAAUCUUUUAUACUUCACGACUAGGUAGUGAUUGUGGAUUUUUUUCUUAGAGUUUAGAUGUAGAAAUAGUAGGAUGUUUCUCAAACGUAUAUUGGUGCCUCUGUUCUGCCUUGGAAUAGAAGUUCUUCGGGUCCAAGGUGAAGAAGUGGAGAUUCGGCAAGUAGCCGCAGACAAGGGAACGAACGUGACCAUUCCUUGUGGCAGUCUGCUGAAACUGCCAACUAACGUCCAGUGGGUUUACAGAGGAAACCGAACUCACCACGAAGUUUUGGGGGACGGUAGCCUGCUCCUUAAAAAGGUGGGCCUCGAUGACGAAGGCCUAUACGAGUGCGGCGUGGAAAAUGAAACUGCGUAUGUUGAUAGAGUCAAUCUAACAGUCAGAACGGAGCCUCCACCCCUAGUCAACGUGACAGUUCACGCUUCAACCAUCCUUGCUAUAAUAUUGUGGAACGUGGCAGGUGACGGUGGUCACCCCAUCAUGGAUUUUACCGCGCAGUACCGGUCAGCAGCACCCAUUAAUGAUAGCCUAGAACCAUGGCGGCCUAUCAGCCCUAACCACAUCAGCCCAAACUCGAGACAAAUCGACGUGUACCAUUUGGAACCAAAUGCAUCGUAUUGGUUCCGAGUAUGGGCUAACAAUGUUCUGGGUCCCGGUCCCCCUGUGGAGGUGCUCGCCACCACACUCUAUAGCGACCAGGAAGCAGAACUAUAUAAGCACUUCCUCGAGGGUGCCGAAACAUUCGACACGCGCACGUGGGUGGCCGCGGUGUGCGUAGUGAUGGGAACACUCGCCGUGCUCGCGGCGGGCACGUGCGCCGUACUCUGCCGAGAGUGGCGCCGGUCAGAUUACUCCGAGGAGCAGGAUGUUAUAGAAUUAGUGCCUAAUAUAAUUUUGAAUCCGGGAUUUAUGGAAUCCGAUCCCGUGCGACCGCGGGAGUCAUACGCAGCCUCGAUCAUCAAGUCGACGGAGUGUCCAGGGCCCGGGAAGCCGAGGCGUGUCUGAUUCUCGUCUAUACUGAACCUUAGAAUAUUCUAUCUCACUGAUUCGGGGCUAUUAUCGUGAUUGUAAAUUUUAAGAAUUGAGUGACGGUACGAUGUUCGAUGGCAGAGGUACGCUCAUGGCAGUAACUUGGAAAUGUUGCUUUUGUGCUCGAAACGACUCAAAUAUUUAUCACUGAGUAGAAAAUAGUGGCUUGAUGUUUGGCGAAACGACAGGGGCUUAACUAAAAUAUAAUUGCGAAUUACUAAAGCAACAGAAACACUACAAGCAAUGAUAAUUAAUUAAUGAGAGAAUGGUCGAUCCUAUCAUAUGUCCGAGUACUGUGACGAACACAAUUGACCCAAGGGUAACGAUGGACAUAUCAACUGCAACGUAAAGAUUAUUUUGUAAUAUUGAAUUGGAGCGAUAGAAUAUUCUAUAGUUUGUAAAAUUUAGCUAUUGCGCUCGCCAUUUGGUCGAUUUUAAAAUGCAAUAAUUCGUCUUUUUCAAAAUGCAGACAGUGGAAUUGAUGUAAACAAAAAAUAUAUCA